GCACUCUAAUAACAUUCUCUAAUUGAACAGGCACAGCUGAGCCAAGUUCGGGGAAGGGAGCGGCGCCCUUCAAAAAAGGAGAACACAAACACAGAGCGGGGCUCAUGACGGAGGAGGAGAUACCCGGAGCGAGAGUGCACGAACGCUCUAACAAACAAACCAACGAGCUAAACCCGCUCCAAAAGACGUGGAUUAAGUUCGGAAAGGACUACGAGAGAGCCAAUGCUCAGGAAAUAAACUCUGCGGACGAAACCUCAAAGUCCCGGAUUCACCGGGGCACCACGUAUGGUGGAAGAUGCGGGCACUGUGAACCGAGCUACCACGAGAGAGAGACCCAACACGGAUGAUCCAUAAAGGACAUGAAGAUUGAAGUGCUACUUUUAUCCUGUCUCAUUGCUUUGCCAAUGGUACUGGGAAAAGCUAGAGAGAGCAGGGACAGCCUAUCAGAGGACGGACAAGCUCUGAGCAGGCGAUACGCUGAGUCCACCAUCGCCAGUGACAUCAGUAAGAUUGUGGACUCCAUGGUACAGAAGAACUUUGUAAACUUCCUCCUCACUCAGAGGGAGAAAAAGAGCGAGCCUACCAUGAAGCCUGAGGAACCAGGGACUCAGCUUUUCAAUGAACUUCUAAAGCAGGAGUUUACUCAGUGGGUCCACAGCAAGGGCAACAAUGCCAGAACCCAUUAAGAUGCUGAAAAGAGUAUAAUUGACCUGUGAGAAAGUAAAUCUAGGUAUAUAAACCAGGAUCUAAAUACUGCUGUCUUCAUCAUCAUAUGAAGAUCAAUUAAUUGACUACCUGUUUGUGA
Molecule: messenger RNA, 805 nt
Organism: Conger conger (European conger)
Lineage: Eukaryota; Metazoa; Chordata; Actinopteri; Anguilliformes; Congridae
Gene: gip
Product: gastric inhibitory polypeptide
Exons: 6
Coding region: 360-686 (108 amino acids)
Biological process (GO): response to glucose; response to starvation; regulation of insulin secretion
Cellular component (GO): extracellular region
Molecular function (GO): glucagon receptor binding; hormone activity
Source: RefSeq, a predicted model, not a curated record